Messenger RNA from Procambarus clarkii (red swamp crayfish), 795 nucleotides. RefSeq names its product mucin-22-like. NCBI's taxonomy places the organism in Eukaryota, Metazoa, Arthropoda, Malacostraca, Decapoda, Cambaridae. The record is from RefSeq and is a predicted model, not a curated record. Gene Ontology annotation, molecular function: structural constituent of chromatin; DNA binding. Gene Ontology annotation, biological process: chromosome condensation.
AUGAAUAUGCAGGCUAGGAGACUGCAACACGGAAGUCAGGAGGCCAGGAGACCGCAACACGCAAGCCAGGAGGCCAGGAGACUGCAACACGGAACACGGAAGCCAGGAGGCCAGGAGACCGCAACACGCAAGCCAGGAGGCCAGGAGACCGCAACACGGAAGCCAGGAGGCCAGGAGACUGCAACACGCAAGUCAGGAGGCCAGGAGACUGCAACACGGAAGCCGCCAGGAGGCCAGGAGACUGCAACACGGAAGCCAGGAGGCCAGGAGACUGCAACACGGAAGCCAGGAGGCCAGGAGACUGCAACACGGAAGCCAGGAGGCCAGAAGACUGCAACACGGAAGCCAGGAGGCCAGGAGACUGCAACACGGAAGCCAGGAGGCCAGGAGAUCGCAACACGGAAGCCAGGAGGCCAGGAGACUGCAACACGGAAGUCAGGAGGCCAGGAGACCGCAACACGCAAGCCAGGAGGCCAGGAGACCGCAACACGCAAGCCAGGAGGCCAGGAGACCGCAACACGGAAGCCAGGAGGCCAGGAGACCGCAACACGGAAGCCAGGAGGCCAGGAGACCGCAACACGGAAGCCAGGAGGCCAGGAGACCGCAACACGGAAGCCAGGAGGCCAGAGGACCGCAACACGGAAGCCAGGAGGCCAGGAGACCGCAACACGGAAGCCAGGAGGCCACACAGCCACUGAAAUCCCAACAGACACACGAGCACAACAGCAGGAACAAAAAAAUCCACUCCAGGGAGCGCAUACGGGGCAACAAAAGAAUAGAAAAGCGAUGAAAUAA